Molecule: messenger RNA, 761 nt
Organism: Tripterygium wilfordii
Lineage: Eukaryota; Viridiplantae; Streptophyta; Magnoliopsida; Celastrales; Celastraceae
Product: small nuclear ribonucleoprotein SmD1a
Exons: 4
Coding region: 140-484 (114 amino acids)
Biological process (GO): spliceosomal snRNP assembly; RNA processing
Cellular component (GO): commitment complex; pICln-Sm protein complex; U2 snRNP
Molecular function (GO): RNA binding
Source: RefSeq, a predicted model, not a curated record
CGCGUCCAAGUUAACCAAGUAGUCCUGCAUCGUCCUUUCAACUCUCAAGUCUCGUCUCGAGAAGAGACAGAUCUCUCUCAUCUCCCGCUUCUUACCGUGGCCGUUUGCUCGAACCCUAGUUCUUUGUAUUCUCUUCACAAUGAAACUUGUCAGGUUUUUGAUGAAAUUGAACAACGAGACCGUGUCAAUCGAACUCAAGAAUGGAACUGUUGUUCAUGGCACGAUUACAGGUGUUGAUAUCAGCAUGAACACUCAUCUGAAGUCUGUGAAGCUUACACUGAAGGGGAAGAAUCCUGUAACUUUGGAUCAUCUUAGUGUUAGGGGCAAUAACAUUCGCUAUUACAUCCUUCCUGACAGCUUGAAUCUCGAGACUUUACUGGUUGAAGAGACACCUAGGGUCAAACCAAAAAAGCCAACUGCUGGGAGAGCUGUGGGACGUGGUCGGGGUCGUGGACGCGGACGAGGACGUGGUCGGGGCCGUUAGAUAUGUUGCACUAAGUUUCGAUUUGUGUGACAUUUGUGUAAACAGCAAUUUAUAUGAGAAUUGCUUGGUCACUUAGACACACGAAAGGAUUGUAUUCAGCGUACUUCUGGUGAUCAUUUGCCUUGAGAGGAGACUUGAUAGCGGAUUCUGAAUUCUCAACUGGGAUUAAUUGCUUGAAAUUGAACAGAGCAUAUAGACUCGACCGCACUGGCUAAGCGUGUGAGUGAGAUUUAGCCUAAAAACAUGGAGGUGUUUUCUAGUGAUAUUUUUCUAAUCA